UUGUAGAGUGAGGGAUUGUGUUGUGUUAUGUGUAAGCUGUUUAACCCCGAUAACUGUGCAUAUAGACGUUGUUAAGUGUUAGGGAUAAUCAUGGCACCUAAAUCAUCGAACUUCAGCAAAGAGGAGGAACUUUUGCUUCAAGAUUUCGGAAGAGAUCUAUCGCGAAAAUCUUCCGUGAUCUUUUAUGUUCAUGCGUUAUUUGUCUCUGCUAUUCCACUAUGGCUAUUCAAUCGCAUACAUCAAAUGGAGAUGUUGGACAAUGCCAUUCUCUUUGUAAUUGGGACCAUUUUCAGUGCCUACUUUGUCGCCCUAGCUUACAAAAAUAAUAAGUUUGAGCUAAAGCACAAAAUUGCUCAAAAGAGGAGUGAUGGAGUGGCAGCUGAACUUAAUGCUAAGAUGUCUGAAUCAGAAUCAAAGAAGAUCUCAAAGAAAGAGAAAGAUGAAAGGAUCUUGUGGCGUAAAAACGAAAUAGCUGAAGCAGAAUCCAUGCAGCUUGCAGUGUUCUACACCAACAGCCUUUUCUUGAUUCUGCUCAUUCUUUCAUCUUUUUUCUUCUUUAAGAGCUACAGCCCAAUGCCAAACUACAUCAUUUCAAUGGUUGGAGCAAGCAGCAUUACAGGUCUCCUCUCAACUUCUUCCCAGAAAUGAACAAAUCCUAGGUCGCAUUUGAAGCAAUAGCAUUUUCAGUGUAAUAUAUGAAGCGGAAAUAAAUGAGUGAUUAUCAAUUUGUGGUGUCGGCGCUCGGAUUUAGUAAAAGAACAUGAAAUAAAACAAACCAACGCUUUAUUGUA
Molecule: messenger RNA, 791 nt
Organism: Ciona intestinalis (vase tunicate)
Lineage: Eukaryota; Metazoa; Chordata; Ascidiacea; Phlebobranchia; Cionidae
Product: translocon-associated protein subunit gamma-like
Biological process (GO): SRP-dependent cotranslational protein targeting to membrane
Cellular component (GO): endoplasmic reticulum; membrane
Source: RefSeq, a predicted model, not a curated record